Molecule: messenger RNA, 1323 nt
Organism: Penaeus indicus
Lineage: Eukaryota; Metazoa; Arthropoda; Malacostraca; Decapoda; Penaeidae
Product: longitudinals lacking protein, isoforms H/M/V-like
Exons: 5
Coding region: 133-1323 (396 amino acids)
Biological process (GO): regulation of transcription by RNA polymerase II
Cellular component (GO): nucleus
Molecular function (GO): protein binding
Source: RefSeq, a predicted model, not a curated record
UACCGCUUGGAGAUACGGUCAAAGGAUCCAAACGCGGCCCAGCGAAAGACGCCAUGUUAGCUGUGCGCAACGAACGAGACCAAAUGGCCUUCUCGUAAUCUACGCUUCUUUUCGGCGAGAUAAAACUACACCAUGGCGAGUGGUUUGUUGUCGCUGAAGUGGAAUAACCACAGGACAACUUUCUUCCACGUCCUCUCCACUAUCAGGAGCAAGGAGUCUUACUGUGAUGCCACCAUUGCCUGUGAUGGGAAGUUUUACCCAGUCCAUAAACUGGUGUUGUCAACAUGUAGUGAUUAUUUUGAACAGAUGUUUGAAAGGACAAACUGUAAACAUCCUAUUAUAGUGUUGAAAGAUAUUAGACAUGAGGACCUUGAGGCCCUCCUGAACUAUAUGUAUGUAGGUGAAGUGAAUGUGUUACAAAAUGAACUGGCAGGACUAAUAAAAGCUGCAGAAUGCCUAAUGAUAAAAGGAUUAGCAGUGCCUGAUGAAGCCCCAACUAAAGAAUCAAAAAGAAGUUCGGGGAGUGGGAAAGAAGAUAGUCCUAUAGCGAAAAGAAGAAAGAAAGACGAUGAACCUAGGUUAUCAACCACCUCAGUUAACCAGCAUGUACAAAGAGAAACAAGAGAGUCGCCCAAUGUGACCUCUACUCAAUCCCAAAGACAUUCAGCGAGUGCCUCCAUUCCAACUCCUUCCCCUACAGUGUCCAGAACUGCUCCCCCUCCUAUCUCUCCAUCACCCUCAAUUGGUAGUGUCUCUGACGCUGUGUCUGAAGACUGUAGCCAAGGCCAGAAUGAAAGUGAUUUACCAGCCCUAUCCAAUGCACAGGAUCCAAAGCAUGGUAGUGGUGAGCAAGCAUCUAGUCAAUCGCAACAGGCUGUACCUGAGGUAAUAUUAGACGAACCUGGUGUCAAAGAAGAACCCCAAGAAGUUGAAGAGGAAGUAACGGAAACAAAAGAGAUAAUAGAGUCCCAGUUUUCAUUUGAUCCCCUAACGGAAAGUGAUUCUCGGACGGAAGCAGGUGGUGGAGGUGGUAAUAGCAGUGGGAGCACAGGUGCACCUGGUUAUGAUCCACAGAUAAUGGGUUCUCAGCCUCAGUCAAUGGAAGAACUAGUUGCUCAAGCCAUUCCAGGUUCCUCUGGAUUACAGGGGAAUUCCGUUUCCCUCUGGGAGGGAGACGGAAGUCUACAAGGCUUUCCUAUGGAAGGCUAUAGUGGAGAUGGUUCUCGGCCACCUCAGAUGGUGAGUGUUCCAAUUCCUGUUUACUUUGAGAUGCUAAAUUAUACACAACCUGUUGCUCUUCCAAAACUCAUAAGGUUUCUUUGA